AUUGAAGCUCAAAUCUUAACGCCCCACGGGAUCGGCGAGGACCUGGAGUCCCUCCCGAUGGGGGCUUUUUGGUCUAGUUAUACUUUGCUCUGGAGGAAUCGUUGCGCAUGUUACUAUGCGGCAUUUGCUUCGCUGGCGAGAUAGUAGCCAGGUGGGAAGUCGUGCGACACGCCAAUGUGACCUAGGCUGGCUCUUGGGCCAUCUCCGCUCGAUCAGCAUCAGCCACGGCACAAAGCGCAUCAUGAACCAAGGCACACUUGUACACACGCUGCUGCAGGCGAAACGCAGCAUCCCCACGCACAAUGACGGGACAACGCCACUGAAAUUAGGCGCCACCGCGAAGCCCGGCGGGCGGUUUCCCACUGACCGACAACAUUAGUGCGCCUCUAGCGCGUCCCGCUAGCACGACAUUGACCCUGCAGGACAUCGGGCAUCCCACUACCUGGCUAGGGAGGGAGGCGGGCGCAGGCCGUCGAGUGCCUGGGCUUUAAUUCCAAGGCCGCUGCCAGGUCUAUCUGGAGGGAUGAAAGGAGACCGCGGGGAAGCAGGGUUGUUCUCUUCACCUCGACCUCCUCCGCCCCUAUCUUCACUAUAUCCACGCACGUCGCCCACCUUGCCCCUGGGCAGCAGCCACGGCUCGAGUCCUCCUGGCCUGCAAACAACGUUUCUCUUCUAUCCCCUCCUUUCCUCGUCGUGCGUUGAUCGUUCACGAGCCCCCACCAACCUUCCAGGCGACAACCGGAGCCGCAGCAAAAAAAAAAAAAACAUGUGCGCCGCCGUCACCAUGCCGGGGGACAUCACUUCGCAGUCGAGCUCCCCUCCCGCGGCCGGGUCGCGGGUCACCUUUGACAACCUCUGCCUCGCGCGCUCCGCCAGCGGCGCCGGGGCACGAAAGCCCCCGACGCUCAACAUCGACACCAGCCUGGCUUGCGGCAAGGGCGGCGGCCCGCACAACCACCCGCCCUUCCCCCGCACGCCGCCACCGUGGCUCGCCAAGAGGCGCCUGACCAUCCCGUCCUCGUCUUCUCCCAUGAGGCGGCGGCCGAGGGACAAGGGGGCGCAGGCCGACGGCGGCCCGCGCGGCUCCCGCUCCGCCAGGAUCAGGUCCUCGGUCUCGGCCGCGUUCAGGUGGCCGUCCGCUUCCCACGGCCAUGGUGGCGGCGGCAGACGUGAGAAGAAGGAAGACGAAGGCCCCAGGCGACCGCUUGGGUGCGGCGAGGAGGAGAGGAGGGCCGGGGACAAGGAUUACGUGACGGCGAACCUCAGCCUCCAGUCUACGGCGUCUUCGGCCGCCACCGCGGACAGCACCGACAUGACCGCUCAGUUCAUCGACGCCGCUCAGCCCCGCCCGGGUCGUCCAACCUGGCGGCGGCGCUGGUGGUCCUAGGUUGGGACGCGCAUUUCGGGACUUGGCCUCGACGUUUCUGAAAACACCAACCUAUGGAUGGGUACCUAUGGACGAGGCAUGGUUUUGCGGGAAAGUCUUACUUUCUCUGUCCGUUGAGCACACUAAACGCCAGUUAGUGUAACUUUAGACUUGAUUUCAUAUGUACAUAUUAUACAGCAGAGUUACGCAGUCUUGACCAAAACCUUCCCAAGGUUGCCUGCAAACAUGUACGAUAUAGCCCAGGAGGAGGGGGCCCGACACCCUCGAUCUAUGCAAAGCUCCCGCUUUCAAUUGUUCUCUACACCCGGCGCAGCCAGUGCAAGCAGCGCAUCGAACCGCGGCGUGCCCAGGCCCGUGACCGGGUCCCAGCCGGCCGUCGCGUUCCACCGCGCGCCCCCGGGGCCGAACGCGGCCGUCUCCCUCCUGCAGCCGACCGAGG
Gaeumannomyces tritici R3-111a-1 is the source of this 1826-nucleotide messenger RNA. RefSeq lists its product as hypothetical. The transcript has 2 exons. Bases 524 to 1387 code for a protein of 287 amino acids. NCBI's taxonomy places the organism in Eukaryota, Fungi, Ascomycota, Sordariomycetes, Magnaporthales, Magnaporthaceae. The record is from RefSeq and is a predicted model, not a curated record.